GCACUGCCUGAGGGCCCGGGGUCAGUAGGGGGCCCCAUGAGAUGCCCCUGGUACCUUUUUCAUAGGCUCUUUUGAGUUUGGGCAAGGACACAGGGGCCCCAUGAUCCCCUAUUGCCCGGGGGCCCCAUGAGUUGUCAGUCCGCCCCUGGCCAUAACCCUGCAAUCAGACUAACUGAUGGUACAAUCUUUUCUGAUCCCAGAAUCAUUAACCAGACUUAUGCACAAUUCUAUGAAACACUGUAUUCUGACUUAGGGGCCCCUGCUGAGUAUUUCUUUGCAGGU
Molecule: messenger RNA, 282 nt
Organism: Staurois parvus
Lineage: Eukaryota; Metazoa; Chordata; Amphibia; Anura; Ranidae
Source: the annotation of a GenBank genome assembly